Messenger RNA from Contarinia nasturtii (swede midge), 863 nucleotides. It is a transcript of the gene CLS, whose product is annotated as probable cardiolipin synthase (CMP-forming). Gene Ontology annotation, cellular component: membrane; mitochondrion. The transcript is spliced from 4 exons. Bases 16 to 792 code for a protein of 258 amino acids. Gene Ontology annotation, biological process: cardiolipin biosynthetic process. The record is from RefSeq and is a predicted model, not a curated record. NCBI's taxonomy places the organism in Eukaryota, Metazoa, Arthropoda, Insecta, Diptera, Cecidomyiidae. Gene Ontology annotation, molecular function: cardiolipin synthase activity.
UACACAGAGUACAGUAUGAACAUAGCAAAAUUAUUUCUUGCACUAUUUUUCCGUGUUAUAUUUGUAAUUUCAUUAAUAAUCAUUUUUUUAUAUAUAAUAUUCAUUUUAUGUUUAUUAGGUAUUCGUGAGAAGAAAUCAAAAGUUAAAGAAAAAGUUCGAGAAAUGGAGGAGAUUGUGGAACGAGAAAAUAUUUUUACAAUACCGAAUUUAUUAUGUGUUACCCGUAGUUUUUUAGCUCCAUAUAUUGGAUAUGUUAUUACUCAAGAACAUUACCAACUGGCAAUUGGUCUUCUAGCUUUUGCUGGUCUAACAGACUUGUUAGAUGGCAUAAUUGCGCGUAACUGGGCUUCACAGGCAAGCAAACUGGGCACUUUUUUGGAUCCAAUGGCCGAUAAAUUACUCGUAGGAUCCUUAGUCAUAUCCCUUUCAUGUUGUAAUUUGUUCCCGACAUGGCUAUGUGGAAUGAUUAUCUUCCGUGAUGUAUUUUUAAUAAUUGCCGGCUUUGUUAUUCGAUAUAUAAGUUUGCCACCACCGAGGACUCUUUCACGAUACUUUGAUGCGACACACGUAACAGCAAAAUUAAAGCCAACACUAAUUAGUAAAUUGAAUACAGUAGUACAACUUACCACAAUCACUGCCAGUUUAGCAGCGCCAUCAUAUGGACUACUGGCUCAUUCUACACUAGUGUGCAUGUGGUAUUUUACUGGUCUCACAACAGCAGCGGCGGCAACAAGUUACAUUGUUUUAUCUAAAGAUACAUUUGAACUGAUACGGAAUCGUAAAGUCCCAUGAUUUGCUAUUAUCAUAUGUGAAUUUUGAAAUCAAUACUAUUAAAUAAAUUAAACUUCAAUUGUUUCGAAAAA